This is a messenger RNA of Carassius gibelio (silver crucian carp), 1616 nucleotides long. It is a transcript of the gene gch2, whose product is annotated as GTP cyclohydrolase 2. Gene Ontology annotation, cellular component: cytoplasm. Bases 189 to 911 code for a protein of 240 amino acids. NCBI's taxonomy places the organism in Eukaryota, Metazoa, Chordata, Actinopteri, Cypriniformes, Cyprinidae. The transcript is spliced from 6 exons. Gene Ontology annotation, biological process: tetrahydrobiopterin biosynthetic process; tetrahydrofolate biosynthetic process. The record is from RefSeq and is a predicted model, not a curated record. Gene Ontology annotation, molecular function: GTP cyclohydrolase I activity; zinc ion binding; GTP binding.
UUAGUGAGAGAGACGUACACUGCGACUGAAUCUCAACUCGAGAGGCACUACAACGACCAAUACCUGGAAACCGGUUGCAGUUCUGAAAGAAUAUAGCUACAUCUGAUUGCAUUUACGACUUUGAUUUUAAAAGAUAUAACAAUAUUUAUAAUUAAGUCUCUCUUAAAUAGUUAUUGAAACUGCAUUCAAUGGAAUACCAAAAGGCGGCAGAAUUAAACGGUUUGUGCAAUGGCAAAAUUGUCACAGAGUAUCUCUGUCGUAACGGCUUUAGCGAGCUGACAGUCGAUACGAAGAAAGUCGCUGUGCAGCACAAACACGAGACAUCGCGGAAAGAGGCGGAGGACGAGUCGCGGUUACCUGCUCUGGAGGAGGCGUACUCAACCAUCCUGCAAGGUCUGGGAGAGAACACGGACCGACAGGGGCUCCUCAAAACCCCGCUCCGUGCAGCAAAGGCCAUGCAGUUUCUGACCAAAGGCUACCACGAGACCAUCUACGAUAUCCUUAAUGAUGCCAUCUUUGAUGAAGACCACGAGGAGCUAGUUAUUGUGAAAGAUAUUGACAUGUUUUCACUUUGCGAACAUCAUCUAGUACCGUUUUUUGGCAAGGUUCACAUAGGAUAUCUGCCAAGUAAAAAGGUUGUUGGCCUCAGUAAGCUUGCAAGGAUUGUUGAAAUCUACAGUCGCAGACUUCAAGUCCAAGAGCGCCUAACAAAGCAAAUAGCAAUGGCUAUCUCUGAGGCCUUGCAGCCUGUCGGUGUGGCAGUUGUCAUCGAGGCAGCUCACAUGUGUAUGGUUAUGCGUGGAGUGCAGAAGAUGAACAGUCGUACUGUGACCAGUGCCAUGCUGGGCGCGUUCAGAGAGGAUCCAAAAGCUCGAGAAGAGUUCCUGGCCCUGACCAAAAGCGCACAGUGAUUACACUUUCUUCCCUGCCCUGACUCCAUCAGUGGGUUUACAGCCAAAUCAGUCAAUGGAUAUUCUCUACAUUUGAAAAAAACCCUCUAUGGUGCUAAGAGAAUCACACUGAGCCAGAGCUGUAGAUCUUUCCACCAGCUACUGAGAGUCAGCCUUCUGCUGACUCAGGGCUCUUCACUGUUUGCAUAUAUGAAAUGUGAAUAUUGAAGGAUCAGUGUUACAUGAACAACUAGGUUUGAGUAAAAGACCUUGAGAAACUAACACUGAAUGGCCAAACAUGCAAACAAACUAAUAGAAUUAUGUGUAACUUCUAUGAUCUUCUGUUAUUAACAAUUAAUAAAUUAACACAUUGCCUCAGAUACUUGUCUAACAAUAUGACUUUUUUAAACUUGACGAUACUAGAACUAAUUUGUAUAUAACUUUUAAAAUGUUUUUUUUUUGUCAUAUUCUGAUAUAUUUACUUUUGUCAUAUACUCUGAUAUAUCUGAAUAUUUAAGAAAAUUAUUAAUCAUUUAUAAUUCUAUCAAUGAAAGUUUUUUUUGUGUGACAUUACUGUGUGGCAUAAUUUAUAUUUGGUUACAAAUACACAACAUUGCCAUUAGGAUAUUGUCACUUUUUUUUUUACAUAAUAUAUGCAACUGAAUUGUAUAAGAAAACCAAUGUCAACUUAUGCCAAAUCCAACAAUAAAGCACCAUUAUGAAAUA